Messenger RNA from Scylla paramamosain (green mud crab), 2797 nucleotides. RefSeq names its product cation-dependent mannose-6-phosphate receptor-like. The coding region runs from base 128 to 892 and encodes 254 amino acids. Lineage: Eukaryota; Metazoa; Arthropoda; Malacostraca; Decapoda; Portunidae. Gene Ontology annotation, cellular component: trans-Golgi network. The transcript is spliced from 6 exons. The record is from RefSeq and is a predicted model, not a curated record.
GCUGGCAACCAAAACAACUCUCCAUGACAGCUGGGUUGGGUGGGUUUCCUGUCCGUGUUGUCGGGCUGCUGAGGCCUCUGAGGGGUUCGCACACCACCUGGAUGCUUAGAAGGACUCGUGUGGGGCGAUGUGUGUGCCGGGCAUGAGAGUGGUGGGUGUGGUAUUGGCGGUGACCUGUCUAGGAAGCAACCAAGCCCUCACACUGACUCCUCCUUGCCUCCUCAAAUUUGAUAAUGGCUCAUCAAUCAACCUCAUGAUGGUGGCGGCAGCACCAAUGGACGCCCCGAGGUUCAUAGACGUCACUGCUGAGAACAAGCUUGAUCAUAGUAAAUACUCCUACAAUCCUUGCUAUUCCUAUGUGUACCCACCAGAUGGUGAGGCAAUGGCCUGCAGUAAAGAUGUUGCUGUCUGUCAAGCAAGUAAAUAUGGCUAUUCUAAUGUUGGUACUCAGAGCUCUGCUACAUUCCACUACCAUAAUGAAACUGGCAGAUGGAUGAUUAUCUAUAAAAAUUACAAUGGUAAUAGGUUGACUAAUGUAUUUCUUCAGUGCAGUAACAACACUGUUGACUCUUUACAUGUCUGGGGUGAAACUGAGAAGAAAAGUAUGUAUAAUAUGACACUGAUUUCUCGCUGUGCCUGCAUUGAUGGCUGUGGUUAUCCCAUCCUUCCGAGAGGCAUGUCCCUUGGCUCGUUUCUGCUGCUACUACUUCUGCUGGCAAUCUUCAUCUAUCUACUUGUUGGUUAUGUUUAUCGGCGCUUUGUGAUUGGAGCAAGAGGAAUAGAGCUCUUCCCUCAUCUCAGCUUCUGGAGGGAUUUCCCAUAUCUUGUACAGGAUGGUUUCUUCUUCUUAAUAAAGUGUGGGCAGGACGACCUAACUUAUGAGAGAAUAUGAGCGAUAAGGGCAUCAACAUUCAAGAGAAUAUUAGGAAUGCAGACACCAAGUUUCAAGAGGGAUGAGGACACCAGUACCUUAAUAGCUUUACUGUGAAAGGAUUAUGAUCUUGAUAAAUGCAUUGUUUUUAAAGAAAAAUGUAUGUGCAUUAUUUACAGUGCAUUAAUUAUUUUUACAUUUAAUUUUAAAUUUAAGCCUUCUCACUAGAUUUUUAAAGUUUAUAUCAUUCAAUAUUAAUAAAUGAAUAAUUUUACAAUAAAAGUAUGAUUAGUGUAAAUUUUGUACUGUGCAUACUUGCCACUUUUUAGAAGCACUUACUGGUGAUAGUGGAUGAUAUAUUCAUGUUAUAUAUUUGUUGUUCUCAUUUAUUCAUUUGUUUUAGGCUCAUUUAAAAGCAAGAAGACAAGGAGCACCGCUGAAAGUUUGUAGAUUCACUUCACUUCUGUUGUAUUGGAUACUUGUACUCUUGAAACCCGCAGCUAUAAAUUGUGUGUAAACUUUUUUGUCUCAACAUUUUGUGUAUCCUAAAAUUCUCCCAUUUCUAUUUUGAUCAAUCAUAUUGGUGGUGGUCUUUUGAUUAAAAAAAAAAAAAAAAAAAAAAAGCAAAGUUUUUAUCAUCUUUCUCUUUUUUAUGUUCAAAACUAAUAAGAGUAGGUUAUUACUCUGGCAUGCAAUAAUUCCAGUUUUGAGAUAUUACCCAUUUGUUGUUUGAUGCAGUUAGUGCAAAAGGUUAGGAUUAUUAUAGGAUUCUAUAGGAUAAAAACCAACCUGCCCAUCUACUUGUAUUUGUGAAUUUUAUUGACAAUCCUUAUCCCAAUUGGCAUUUGCAUGUGUAUUUGUUGUGCUGGAAAUCCAGGGCUGUAGUGUUCUGUGGAAUCUUUCUGCUUGCUCUUUUAUUUUUUAAUCCAGCAUCACACAACCUGACUCAGUAGGGUGUGUGACUUCUUUUCAUUCUCUUAUUCAGAUAUUUUGUAACCUCUUGGAAGGAUGUUUAUGUUAAUAUAGUGCAAGAAUGCAAGAAGUCUUGAAAAUAUUGCAGAAAUAGUUUGUAGCUUGGCGUAGUUUGUGGCAGGCGUAGUACACGCCCCAUUUCUGAGCUGCAUUCAAGAUGCAAUGCAUAUAUCUUGCUGUGCCUGUUUCAAACACCACUGGAUGAAAUGUUUUGACAUUUUUUGUAUAAAAUUGAAAAGGAUGGAAAAAAAUUAGACAAAAGAUUACAAAAUUAAACAUACACCUUCUACACCAAAUAGAAAAUAGUUUAUUCAGGAGGGAUGACCCCAAAAUUGAUAGUGUAAGUAAAUUUUUCCCUGUUUCUUAGCUGCUCCUCUCACUUUACUUAAACAAGGCCUUUUUGGAGAGUCAGGAGUAUUUUUUAAGGAAAUGCACUACCACAGGGUGCACCAGUUACUCACAGAUUUACAACAUUCACAGAUGUCUGCUACCUAACCCCUGCAAGUGUUAAGGAUUGGCUAUACAUUUUCACUGCACUCUUUUCUCAAGGAUGGGUAGAGAUUUCCAUCUAAGCAGGAGUACACACAUGUGCAGAAUGGGUGGAAACUUUGUCUUUUUAGAAUGUAUAGAUAUUAAUGUGAAAAUUUGUAUUCUUUUAUGUGUUAUGCAUAUUGUAACUCCAUGACAGGUUGUUUUGAAGUGUGUUCAUCAUAAUCCCCUACUAAUUACUCAAAAUAGCUGCUGGGAUUCUCUCACAGAUUAGAUAUGUAUGAUACUCUACAUUUCCACUCAUCACAUCAAUCAUUAGUAUAUUGUUACUGUAUAUUGGAAUUAUUCAACUCUACCAUGAAGACAUGUAUAUAUAUUUUUUUCAAUUGCUGGAAAUAUUUCCUUGUGCACCAAUAUAAUGUUUAUAUUUUUCUAGAAACAAAUAAAAUAAUGAAUACACUGAAA